AUGGGUUACAACGAGGCUACGAACGGGAUCAAGCCUACCAAAGGGAUCAAGUCCACCGAGGUACUUGAGACUCCUUUCGUCCGGCAGACAUCACAUCAAGAGAGGAAGACCAUCAUCGACAUGUACCUCGAAGACACUGCAUUCAACUCCGAGGUGAAGGCUACCGAGGAGUGGUGGAGAGGUGCUCGUUGGUCGGGCACGAAACGACCAUACACAGCCAGUCAGAUCUGUGCGAAGAGAGGCAACCUGAAGAUCGAGUACGCCAGCAAUGCCAUGAGCAGAAAGCUUUGGGAGAUGCUCGAGAAACGGUGGAAGGAAAAAGACGUCAGCUUCACUUUUGGGUGCAUGGACCCGGUCCAAGUCACACAGAUGGCCAAGUAUCUUGACACAAUCUAUGUGUCGGGAUGGCAGUCGUCAGCUACUGCUUCCUCAACCAACGAACCAUCUCCCGAUCUGGCCGAUUACCCAAUGGACACGGUUCCCAAGAAGGUAGACCAUCUUUUCAAGGCUCAGCUUUUCCACGAUCGCAAGCAACGCGAGGAGCGCCUGACAAGUACUCCAGACGAGCGUGGGAAGCUGGCCAACAUCGACUUUCUUCGACCAAUUGUGGCAGAUGCAGACACCGGACAUGGCGGCAUCACAGCUACCAUGAAGCUCACCAAGCUGUUCAUCGAGAAUGGCGCUGCUGGGAUCCAUGUCGAAGACCAAGCGCCGGGCACGAAGAAAUGCGGCCACAUGGGAGGAAAGGUAAUGGUUCCCAUCCGCGAACACAUCAACCGGCUCGUGGCCUGCCGCGCCCAGGCCGACAUGAUGGGAACUGACCUUGUCCUCGUCGCUCGGACAGACUCCGAGGCAGCUACACUUAUCAACUCGACCAUCGACGCCAGGGACCAUGACUUCAUCCUGGGCUCUACCAACCCAGAUCUGGAACCCUUGGCUGAUGUCCUCACCAUGGCCACAGUGACAGGUCGCAGCAGCAUCGAAGCUGCGGCCAUGGAGGCGCAAUGGCUUCAGGAGGCCAAGUUGAAGACUUUCAACGAUGCUGUCGUCGACGCCAUCCGGAGCGGCCAUGGUCCCGACAAAGACGCCAUGGUUGAUGAAUAUCUCAAGUCGGCUCAGGGCAAGUCCGUCCACGCCCGGCGCAUUUUGGCGAGGUCGAUGCUUGGCCAAGAGAUUUACUUCAGCUGGGACGCUCCUCGGACGUUGGAAGGGUACUAUCGAUACAGAGGUGGAUGCGAGUGUGCCAUUGUCCGAGCAAACGCAUUCGCUCCCUACGCAGAUCUGGUAUGGAUGGAAUCGAAGACGCCAGACUACAAGCAGGCCAAGCAGUUCGCGGACGGGGUGCACGCCGUCUGGCCGGGGCAGAAGCUCGCGUACAACCUCUCGCCGUCGUUCAACUGGAAGCGGGCCAUGUCGCCCGAGGAGCAGGAGACGUACAUCUCGCGUCUCGGGCGGCUCGGGUACUGCUGGCAGUUCAUCACGCUUGCCGGGCUGCACUCGACGGCGCUCAUGACGGACGGGUUCGCCAGGGAGUUUGCGAGGCGCGGCAUGCGUGCGUAUGGGGAGAUGAUCCAAGAGCCUGAGAUUGAGACGGGGUGCGAGGUGGUGCUGCAUCAAAAGUGGAGUGGGGCGAACUACAUUGACGAGAUGCUGAAGAUGGUUUCUGGUGGCGUCACCAGCACGGCAGCCAUGGGUGAAGGUGUCACGGAGACGCAGUUUGCAUGA
Diplodia corticola is the source of this 1725-nucleotide messenger RNA. RefSeq names its product isocitrate lyase. The transcript has 4 exons. Lineage: Eukaryota; Fungi; Ascomycota; Dothideomycetes; Botryosphaeriales; Botryosphaeriaceae. The record is from RefSeq and is a predicted model, not a curated record. Bases 1 to 1725 code for a protein of 574 amino acids. Gene Ontology annotation, molecular function: isocitrate lyase activity. Gene Ontology annotation, biological process: carboxylic acid metabolic process.